Paramecium octaurelia is the source of this 3031-nucleotide messenger RNA. NCBI's taxonomy places the organism in Eukaryota, Ciliophora, Oligohymenophorea, Peniculida, Parameciidae. The record is from the annotation of a GenBank genome assembly.
AAAAAAGAUAACUGAAGGAUGGCUACAGCUUUAGUUUCUGCAGGACAAUCUAUAAGUAAAUUGAUCUUAUUCAAAGGUGUAGUUGGAACCUAUGUGUAACAAGAUAUAGAGACAAGAUUACAGCAAGAUGUGUAUAAGAAGCAAAUCAGAGUCAGAGAAUUCUUUACUGAUUUCGAUCGAUUGAGAAAGGGCUGGGUGACAGAAGACAAGGUAUUAUUGAGUGAUUCACCUUUAGUUUCGCUCUGCAUUAUCUAUGAUUAAUUUUCAUUUUACGAAGGAGGAUAUCGAGGAAAUCAUUAGGAGAUACAAACUAAACGAUGGCCUAGUACAAUACACAACGUUUUGUAACAAACUUGAGGAGCAAUUUCUGAACAAUGAAGCGAAGGCUUAAGUAUUUCAAGCUCCCCAAGUAUUGAUUUGAUAUAAUUAGAUUUUCAACUAAGAUGAAGAGGACACUGUAAAAAGAUUGAUGUUGGCUAUUAAAAGAAAGAUAGCAACAAAGAGAAUAUUCUUAAAAUAGCCAUUUUAAGAUUUUGAUAGAACUGCAUGUUCCCAUAUUACCAUUGAUCAAUUUUCAAGAGUGUUGAAUUAAUUAGGAUUAUUGCCAAAAGACCAAUAUUUACAAUUACUUAUAAGACAAUACAUCGACAAUGGAAAUCCGAAGGAAGUUAAUUACGUAAAGUUUUGUGACGAUGUUGACAAUGUGUAAGAAAUGCUCAGCGGAGUUAUCACAGGAAUCAAAUAGAAUCCAAAAGAUGUAAAAAUGAUUAAUAAUUGUAUUAGGUCCACCCUGAUGAUGACUUCAUUGAAGACAAGGAGGGAUUAGAUUUGAUAUCGACCUUGUUCACAUCAAAAAAGUUGACAGAUAAUAUCAACACAUUGCAUCAAGUAUUGAAGAAGAUCUAAGGAGAUGUUGUAAUGAAGAGAAUCAGAAUAAGAGAGUUCUUUAAAGAUUUUGAUCCUUUGAGAAAAGGAUUGGUGACUGAAUCUUAAGUAUACCAUCUAAUAAAUUGGUUUAGUUUGCUAGAAUUUUGCAUCUCCAGAACAUCCCUGUAUCGGAAAAAGAAAUAUAGAUAUUGCUGAGUCAAUACAAAGUUGAUAAGAUUCCAAAUGGAUAAGUGGAUUACAAUCAAUUUUGUGAGGAUGUUGAUAAAAUAUUCACCAUCAAGGGCAUAGAUAAGGAACCACAGGCACAAGUUCCUUAAAUUGAUGACUCGACUACUUUACCUGCCAGAAGAAGAUAUCUACAGAUGACAGAAUAGGAGGCAAUUUAAUUGGAUGAGUUGCUUAUGAAAUACAAAUAGGCCAUUCAAAAUAAGAGAGUGCUAUUAAAACCGGUGUUUGAAGAUUUUGAUAAAACGAAAUAAGGUUACAUCACAACUAAUCAAUUUCUAAGAAUCCUGAAUCAAUUCAAUCUAUUUCCAGACCCAGUUUCAUUAAAUCUAUUGUUGAAGAGAUUUGUAGAUAAGGCAAAUUUAAAUGAAGUCAAUUACUAUGACUUUUGUAGAAUUGUAGAUUAAUCAGAUGAAGGAGUAGCCAUUAGUAGAUCACAUGCGGAUGCAUUCAAGAAUUAUGUGAAAUCGGAUAAUUAGAGUCAAGCCUUCAUUAGAAAUGAUUAACCAAAUGAUUUUGAAGAUUUGAUGGCCAAAUUGAGGAGAAUUGUCAAAGAAUAAAGAUAGAGAAUUGCUGAAUUCCUAAGAGACUUUGAUAAAUUGAGAAGUGGCACCAUCACAGUGACUCAACUCAGAAAAGGAUUGAGUAUGGCAAAGAUCCUCUUGUCAGAUGCAGAAUUCUAAUUGAUUCUUAACAAUUUUGGUUGUAAAGAUAAGCAAGGAUUUGUUUAAUGGAAGGAAUUCACUGAUUAGGUAGAUUAAGUAUUCACUACAAAAAAUUUGGAAAAGGUAAGUCCAUCGGAAGAUGUGCCUUUAAUGUCUACUCAAUAUAAUUAUGGUAGAGUGUCAAUCACUGAAAGAGACAGACAAGUAGCUGAAGUAGUGAAAAAGAAGUUUUAAUAUUUUUGUAAGGCUACCAGACUAGAUAUCAAAUAAUUCUUUUAAGAUUGGGACAAAUUAGGAAGAAAUAAAGUGUCUCCCAAAUAAUUUAGAUAGACAUUAGCUACAGUAAACUUUAUAUUGUCAGAUGAAGAAUUUUAAGCAGUCGUCAAGAUCUAUGCUGCAGAAGAUGACGGAGAUAUUAGAUAUGUUCAAUUCAUAAAUGAUACCUAACCGCCAUUGGAAAUUCAAACUGAGUCUGGAGCAUCUCAAGCGUAUGUUGGAGUUAAGCCCAAAGAGAAAGAAAAAGUACAUACUUCCAUUUAAUAUUAGUUAUAACCUUCAGUUUUAUUGGAAUAGAUAAAGGUGGCUGUCAAAGUGAAGAGAUUGAGAUUGGGAGAUUAUUUCAAGGACUUCGACCCUUUGAGGAAGGGAUUGAUGCCGACAAAUAAAUUCAGGGGAGUCCUAAGCCAGAUGAAGAUCGAUUUAGAUUAAGAAAGUUUGGAUCUACUAGAAACCAUGUAUGUUGUUCCUGAGGAUCCCAUCAGAGUCAAUUAUGCAAAGUUUAUAGAUGACGUAGAAAUCGUAUUUACCAAAACAGUAAUUUAUCUAUUUUACAUCUUAUUAGGGAUUAGAUAAGGAUCCAUUGAUGAAACCACCUGUUCAUAUCAUCCCCACCUUCCUUGAUCCUAGAGAUGCUUUGACUCAAGAUGAGGAGGAGGCCUUACAUGCAAUUAUGUUAAGACUUGGUGAAGUCGUUAGAAAGCAUAGGAUUUUGCUUAAGCCUCACUUUCAAGACAAGGUAUAGAAUCUAUAUGAGACUUGUUUAGGAUAAAACUAAAUCAGGCAAAAUCACUUUUACUAGAUUUAGAUCCAUUAUGGACUUUCACAAAUUACCCUUAACUGAUGAUCAAUUCAGAGUAAUUUGCAAAAGGUUUAUUAAUUGUUUAUAUUAUUUUAGAUUCGCAUAUUAAGGCAUAGAAUUUAAUUAUGUUGAGUUUGAUGAGAUUUUAAAAAAGUAUGAGAACUUUUAUCAAUGA